Molecule: messenger RNA, 275 nt
Organism: Linum tenue
Lineage: Eukaryota; Viridiplantae; Streptophyta; Magnoliopsida; Malpighiales; Linaceae
Source: the annotation of a GenBank genome assembly
GAUAUUGCUCGCUCGCUCUUGUUGAAAGAUGGUUUCAAGUUCAAGGAAUCUAAGAAAUUUGAGAAUCGUUACUGAAUCUGAUUCUCAAGAGGGUUUUCAGCAUGGACACCCAUCGUCUCAGCAUGAGGAAGGGUCUCAACAUGAGGAAGGGUCUGCUAGCAUAGGUGAAAAUGGCAGAAAUCAGAAAACACGAGGAAAGACGAGAGUUUAAACCAUUUCACCGGCAACUACUGAAAAUCACCAAGGGUGCCACUAGUGCUCCGACUCCAUCAAUG